AUGAUGGCUCUGUGGAUCCAGCUCCAUCUAGCCUUUCUCCAGCUCAGCAUCAACCAGCUCUUGGUCCAGAAGACCAGUUCCCAGGAAUCAGCAAUAAACCUGACCUCAUCCAUCAACCUGGCUAUCCUUCAACACCUGGGAUUUCAGGAGGCCAUCCAGAUUCUGAAAAAUGGGAGUGCGCCACUGCUAAUAAGCAUGCAGGUGUUUGUGUCCAAUGUGUUUAAUUCGCACAGUGCUGAUGCUAAGGCUGUCCUGGCUGCUCGUCUAACCUGGAAUGUUAAUGUGCAUUCCCAGCAUGCAGUCACACUGCCCUGGAAUUCCCUCUGGACACCCAGACUCACAUUCCAGGAAGUGCUACGAGUGGACUGGAAGGUCCAAGACACAUAAGCCUGAGUGGACCAGGAUGGUCAUGUAGUUAACUUGGCCCUAACCAUGGAGAUCAAUUGUGACUUUGAGCUCCUCCAUUUCCUCAGGGACCGCAGUGACCGUAGCCUCAGUUUCGACCCUUUCAGCAGCACUGUGGUGGGGCUGGUGUUCCACACCCAUGUGCAGGAUGAGAGUGUCAAGAGAGAACAUGCAGUUGGUGACUUGAAAGCUCAGGUCCCACGCCAGCAUCCCAUGCCCUGCUCCAGCUGA
This is a messenger RNA of Peromyscus eremicus (cactus mouse), 636 nucleotides long. It is a transcript of the gene Zacn, whose product is annotated as zinc activated ion channel. Gene Ontology annotation, biological process: monoatomic ion transport. Lineage: Eukaryota; Metazoa; Chordata; Mammalia; Rodentia; Cricetidae. Gene Ontology annotation, cellular component: membrane. The record is from RefSeq and is a predicted model, not a curated record. Gene Ontology annotation, molecular function: extracellular ligand-gated monoatomic ion channel activity.